GGGAAGGGAGAAAAAAAAAGAAAAGAAAAAAAAAGAAAAGCGUCUCCAGACACCGUUGGUCAACAUGAAGCCUUCAAUGCUCCUGUUGGUCCUGUUCCUCUGCGUGCUCCUGCUGCCUGCCCCGGGAUGGAAAAAGAAGAAGUACUCUCAGAGAGAGCUGUCACUUCAGGAGUGUUGGGGACAGCCAAAAGUUAACGAUUGUAGAAAGAAGUGUUCUAGACGUUUCAGAUGUUUACAAAAAAAUCACACAUGCUGCUGGACCUACUGUGGUAACAUCUGUGCACCAACUGGGACUUUUCUGUCGACACACUGGGCUCCUCCAGAUUUCUCAGUGCCCAGUGGACAGGUCAUGGUGUCAGCCACGGGUGUGUCAGCCAGUGGGAACAAGGCUUAA
Molecule: messenger RNA, 394 nt
Organism: Peromyscus leucopus (white-footed mouse)
Lineage: Eukaryota; Metazoa; Chordata; Mammalia; Rodentia; Cricetidae
Product: protein WFDC11-like
Exons: 3
Coding region: 65-394 (109 amino acids)
Source: RefSeq, a predicted model, not a curated record